Messenger RNA from Micropterus dolomieu (smallmouth bass), 689 nucleotides. It is a transcript of the gene otos, whose product is annotated as otospiralin. Bases 96 to 419 code for a protein of 107 amino acids. The transcript is spliced from 4 exons. Lineage: Eukaryota; Metazoa; Chordata; Actinopteri; Centrarchiformes; Centrarchidae. The record is from RefSeq and is a predicted model, not a curated record. Gene Ontology annotation, biological process: sensory perception of sound.
CUUGGCGGUGUGUGUUUUUGUGUGUGUGUGUGUGUGUGGUGAAGGUCCACUGGCUCUUCCUCCGUUGAGCCUCACACACCACAUUCAGCCAGCGGAUGAACAGCAGCAUCUCUCUGCACGGCUUCACAGACCUUUUACAGGAGGGCAAGAUGAAGCUGUUGGUGUGGCUCAGUAUUCUCCUCUGCCUCUUCGCUUGUCAUUUUAAUGACGCCAGAGUCAUCCCAGAAGGAGUACCAUAUGAUGAACCACCAGCUCUUCCCUACUGGCCCUAUUCCACCACUGACUUCUGGAACUACGUUGAAUACUUCAGAUCCAUCGGCGCCUACAACCACAUCAACGAGAUGGCGCGGGCCUUCUUCGCCCACCAGCACCUCGGGGACACCCUGGGAUAUGAGACCAAUGAGGGACAUGAGCACUGAAAGGGAGGCUGGAAGGAGCCAGGUGGGGCGGGAAGAGGGCAGGGAGGGAGCUGGUGAGAUAUCCUGAUUAAAUAAGAAGGAAUACAUGUCUUACUUUGACAGAAAGGAAAUUAAUUUAGACAUUAAAUGAGGUGAUGGAAAGAGCACAGCAAGUAUACCGCUGUUUGUAGAGUAGCCAAACAUAUAGAAUACAAAUGUAGAGUGAGUAGGCGUUUUGUAGGAUUGUAUAAUAUCAGCAUGUAAUAAAUAAAACAUUUCCCAAAUAUUAAA